Messenger RNA from Penicilliopsis zonata CBS 506.65, 3195 nucleotides. RefSeq lists its product as hypothetical. The transcript has 2 exons. Gene Ontology annotation, cellular component: cytoplasm; vesicle; intracellular membrane-bounded organelle. Gene Ontology annotation, molecular function: clathrin binding. Bases 340 to 3132 code for a protein of 930 amino acids. Gene Ontology annotation, biological process: clathrin coat disassembly; clathrin-dependent endocytosis. The record is from RefSeq and is a predicted model, not a curated record. NCBI's taxonomy places the organism in Eukaryota, Fungi, Ascomycota, Eurotiomycetes, Eurotiales, Aspergillaceae.
AGCCAAGUCUACUCUCUCACUGUUCACUGUUCACUGUGUUCAGCCUCGUCGUCACGUGCAGUCCCGCGUAUGAAACGACGACAGCUUCACACGCAGGCGCCUCGUUCGAAUUAUUGAGAUCUCCAUCAAGGCGCCGAUCGACUCCCAACAGCCUGGCAGCCUCGCUGACCGUUCGUCCCUCCUCCAUUCUCGCAGUCCGCUAGCCCGUGCACUGGGGGGUGACAUGGCCAGUUGUCUUUCCCUCCUUCCGAUCCUCGUCCUGAUCCGUCCGCUGCAGCCCCUCCCCCUCUGACUCCCCGAAGCCUUUCGAUCCGGACCAACAAGAGAAGCUACGUGGCCAUGGAUGAUCUGAACGGCCUGAGCUGGUCUUCCACCAGUGCGACCGAGUCUCGCAAGCCGCCGCCGAUGAAUUCUGGCCUGCUCUUCCCGAACGUACGCCUCACGGCUGCCACCACCACACCAGGUAAUACUAAUCCCAACAACAACAAGAGCAACAACAGCACCUCAGGCCGAUCCACCCCGAUUUCCUACUCUUCAGGCCCUGCGUCAAACCCACCCUCGAAACCAGCGACCCCGGCCAGCGACAGCUUCGCCAAUCUGGUCAAUUUCGCCGGCUCAGCGGCCGCCACCAAGAACCUCUCGCUGCAGGAGCAGCAGAAGAGGCUACAGGAGGAGCAGCGGAGACAGGAGGCAGAGAAGCGGAGACAGCUGGAUGCCCAGUUCGGAGCCCAGAACAGUCAGUUCUGGGACCAAUUCGAGCAGAAGAAGACGCCCACCUCCCCUGCCCCUCCUCCCCCCCCUCCCCUAUCCUCCCAGUCGCCCAACGACGAUGACGACGACCUCCUUGCAGCCUUCAACGCCUCCGCCCCCGUGGAUGCUUCGACAAACUUCCCUAUUCCACGCGCUACCCCGUCUCCGCAUAGGGAACAGCAACACAAUGGAUCGUCGUCGCUGCGUCAGGAGGUCGAGCUGUCGUUUCCGGACCAGGAUGAUGACCCGUUUGGUUUGAAUCAACUGAAAUCGAAACCAGCACCCUCGCAAACAGUGUCUCGCACUGCUCAGCAGGAUGACGACAUCGACUUCCUCGGCGAUCUCAGCAAGCCAGUGUCGGAGUUCGCACGACGGGAGCAGCACUCCCCCGCGGAACGGGAGUCUCGGGGCACGGAAAACAGUCCGCCUCGACAACAGCCAUCGAAUGGGGUAGAUCGUGCCAUUGCUGAGCUGGUAGAUAUGGGGUUCCCUGCUGAAAAGGCACAACAGGCCCUGAAAACAACAGAGUCCGGCACGGAUGUCCAGGCCGCCGUCGGCUGGCUGCUGACCCAGGCACAUACAGAAUCCCGACAGAAAACCAGAGAACGGACUACGGUAGAUGAGCAUUUUGGAAACGAGCGUCCGGAGCGCAGCAGGGAGCGCAGCCAGGUGAGAAACCGCAAUUCACCGUCGUGGAUGAGAGAGGAGGAGGCGGCUGCGCCAGGGAAGGACCCGAACCAGACGGCCGCCACGUUUGGAAACAAUUUCUUGAAGACUGCCAAUUCCCUGUGGAAACAAGGCAGCAAAAGGGUCCAGCAGGUUGUCAACGAACUCAGUGCCGAACAUGACUCGAACCAGCCUCGGUGGAUGAGAGACGCCUCAAUGGCAACUCAUGAGACACGACCACAGCCACCCCCGACGCGGGAAUCUCGCACUACUCCCUCGAUUCGCCAACAGCAAGAAACGCCAAGUGGAUUCACGCAUGAAGCUCUUCUUCUUGACUCAGGAGACGGCCGACCGCAUCAUCCUGCCCGUCCAAAGGCCGAAUCUCGGCCAUCACCGGACUCUCGUUCCCGGAACUUCUCACCUGCAGGGCCUGAGAGGCGUAUGCAGUCACCUGCUUUUAUGCAGCAACAACAACAGCAGCAGCAGCAGCAGCAGCAGCAGCAGCAACCACAACCUUUCAGAGACACGAGUGACCCUCGAUCUCGCGUCUCGCGGAACGCUGUCGAAGAGCAAUCGGCACAGGCAUACGUGAGCCCUGCUCGGAGGAAAAAGGCCAGUCCUGCUGCGGCCAUUGCUGCACCAUCUAACCCCCAAGUGGAUCUGUUCGAGUCGUCGGCUCCUCCACCAACGACGCGGUCACGGACUCCUGUGACGGCAGCCGCCGCCGCAGCAGCUCUUCCGACCCGCCCCAAGGCUAAAGCUCCGCCUCGGGUGAUUCCUGAUGUCUCUUCCUCCGCGCUGGCAUCGACGCAUCGACUCCGGGAAAAGGGCACGGAAGCAUACAAGCGGGGCGACUACGCUGCGGCGCACGAGGCAUUUUCAAAUGCGCUGGGCAUGCUCCCAGACCAACACCCGAUCACGAUCAUCAUCCGCAGCAACCGGGCCAUGACGGCGCUGAAGAUCGGUGAGCCCAAGACCGCCAUCGACGACGCGGACACAAUCCUCACCCUGAUCGGGCCGGCCAAGGGCGAGGCCGAGAGCAUCGAGCUCGGCUCCGGCGAGCCCAGCAAACCCAUGCGUGACUUCUACGGCAAGGCGCUGAUGCGUAAAGCCGAAGCUCUCGAACAGCUCGAGCGCUGGGCCGACGCAGCCAAGGCCUGGCGGCUCGCCGUCGAGGCCGGACACGGCGGCAGCACGAGCAUCCAGGGACGCAACCGUUGCGAGAAAGCAGCGGGGAUCGCACCAAGCCCAGCCCCAACUCCAUCAUCACGACCUGCACCACCGAAGAAACCUACACCAAAAAAGUCUGCCCUCGCCGAUCUCAGCGGCGGAUCAUCCGCAAGCAACUUCGAAGCCGUCAACCGGCUGCGCGCCGCGAACGACGCCGCCGAGCGACUGGACGAGGAGAAAUUCGCCCUGUCGGAGAGCGUCGACGCCCGGCUUGCUGCCUGGAAGGGAGGGAAACAGGACAAUCUCCGUGCUCUGCUGGGGAGUCUGGACACGGUGCUCUGGGCCGAGGCCGGGUGGAAGAAGGUCAACAUGUCGGAACUUAUUUUACCGAAUAAAGUCAAGAUCCAGUACAUGAAAGGCAUCGCCAAGGUGCAUCCUGACAAGAUCCCUACAACGGCUACUACGGAACAACGCAUGAUUGCCGGCGCGGUGUUUGGCACGCUGAACGAGGCGUGGGAUAAGUUCAAGGCAGAGAAUAAUUUAUAGAGGUAGUACAUAGCUAGUACAUAGAUACAUUAUAUUAUUUACUUGAGUGCCAGUGGACUGCGU